UAAAAAAAAAUCUUCAGGAUGAACAUCAAAACGAUUCGAUUAAAUCGAAAGAAGAAAAAGAAGAUUUAGAUUUGAAUCGAGCAUCGUUUAAUUUAAGCGAUAUCCCACCACCAAUCGAGGAUUUUCCUGUGUUUGAUUUUGUGGUUCCUCCCCCGAUUAUUGAAGAACCCAUCGAAAUAAAUUCGCUUAUUGUGCCUCCACCCCCACCCCCAAUCGAUUUUGCAUUAAGUGACGAAGAAGUAAUAGAUAAAGAAGAGGAGGAAGUAAAAAAGUUGGAAGAAAUAAUCGAUGAUAUUCAACUCAUCAAUAAAACCCCAUCCUUCGAUAAAGAAAUUGAAGAAUUUGUUGAAAAAUUUAAUAAAAGUGAUGCCUCAUCCCUUAUUAUAACAGAAAAAAGUUUAGAUAUUUCCGUAGAGAAUGGAGAAGAAGAAGUUAUUGAAGAAAUUGAGAAAAAAGAUUCAAAUUUAAAUGAUACUUUGAAUCGAUUCCGAAAAAAAAGUCAACCCGAUUUAAAAUUAGAAACUUCAUCUCCAAAAACUUUAGACCCAAACGAUGAUAUCCCACCACCUUUACCAUUAACCCCACCUCCUACAAUUAUUGAAGAACCAAAAUUGGAUGUUUUAAAAAUUCAUUCGGAAUCGACGGUUCAAAAAACGGAUUCGUUCGCGGAUAAAUUAUUUAAAAAAUACGACGAUGUUAAAGUUUUCAAACCAAAAAUCCCCCCUCAAGUUCCAACAAAACCGAAAUCAUGGGCUAAAUCGACUUCGAAUUUAUUAAGCGAAGAUGCACCUCAAAAUAACUUAAAAUUCGUUCGGUGCGUUUCCCGGGAAGGAGUUUUAGGGGAAAGUUAUGAUUUUCACGUGACUAAUCCGUUUUUGGUCGAUAUGAAGGAUAAUUUUACGUUUCAUAGUGUUCAAGAAUUAGAAAUAAAUCAAAAGCCACCUCCUUCACCGAAAACUAAAAAGGUACCGAUGAGUGAACGAUUGAAAUUCUUUGAAAACGCGAUGGAAGAGAGUCAGAAACCGUCGCCGAAACCGGAAAAGGUUUUUAGUUAUUUAAGCGCGGAUGAAAUUGAAAAGAUGAAAGCGGAGGAGGAACGAAAAAUUGCGACUUUGAAACGAUCCGAAAUCGGGUCUUUGGGGAUUUUAGAUCAUUCUGAUGAAGAAAUUUAUGAACCACCUGCUCGGUAAGUUUUUAUCAUAGCU
Messenger RNA from Onthophagus taurus, 1205 nucleotides. Lineage: Eukaryota; Metazoa; Arthropoda; Insecta; Coleoptera; Scarabaeidae. The record is from RefSeq and is a predicted model, not a curated record.